AUGGACGGACGGUGUGCUGUUGAGACCUGGGCAGAGUUUGGCUUCUCAGGAGCGUCGUGCACACCGACGGUCAGGUUUGGAGCUGGGGCAGGUGUGUUUAUCUGCACUGGGAGUGACGAGGUGUAUGUCUUCAGUGCUGAGGAGAGGAAACUCACGACUGUUCUCCUGUUUCCUGCUCCUGUGAGCGACCUGGUUGAGAGUGCUGACAAGCAGCACCUCUAUGUGGCCUGUAGGAACGGAGUUUAUUGUGUCAGCUUGCAAUUUCUGCUAUCCAGAGCUCAUAGCUCCCCUGCUGAUGCAUCCUCCAGUCCGGUGGAGCUGAAAAUAUCCCACGAGUGUCUGGUUGUUCCAGAAGAAGGAGUGUUAUCGCUGCUCCCUGUCGGCUCCGUACUCCUGACUCUCUCCCAGAGAGACACCUCCUGGGUGUUUACCGUGUACAAUUCCCCGAAUCAGUCAGCGUCCAGCAGCUGUGAGAUGCUUGCUUCUUACAGUCUACCGCAGGCCUCAGGUGUUGUACGCAAUGACACUGAGGGAAGGACAGGAAUGAGAAGGAGGCCUGUGCUGAUUUGCGUCCAUUCUAGUGAUACAACAACACCACCACCUUCCUCAUCAGAGGCAACUUCAACCGAUGGCCAGUUCUGCCUUGAGCCGGUUCUUUUCAAACUUCUCUUCGGUAUCGACGCUGCCCUCGCCAAAUCGCCUGUUAUCCUUUGUGGCCUGCCAGACGGGUGCCUGUGUUUCCUCCCUCUGCGUCUGCCAGGAUCACGGCUCCGAGUCCUGCAUAGUCUGGAGCAGCCGGUCGUAUUUGUUGGAGCAUGUGUUGUCAUGGAAACGGGUCCAGGACAUGCACAGUGUCUAGUGGCGAUGGGCGAACUAGGGAGAGUGGUGCUGAUUAAAACGGACAAGGGAGGGCCAGAGAGAGGGGGCAGCAUAGCAGGUUUUAUUGAGAGGUGUGUACCGGGGCCUGUGAUGUGUGGCUGUGUGGAUGAAAAGUGUCUUUACUACAGCACCGGGUCAGACCUGCUGACACUGGAUCUAUCACAGGGAGGUGAAGAAAGGGAUGAAGAGAUAUCAAGUAAGACAGGCGCUGCCCUCCAAAGCCCAGCCAGUUUAAAUGUGUGUAGAGUCAUCGCCGUGGCUGAGCCCACAUGCAACACUGCAGGUGAAGUUCAGCUGCUGGGGCUGUCUGUCAGGGGGCAACUCCAGAGGAUUACCUUACCUAUGAGGAGAGAGGAUGCAAGUUUGUCCAAGGUGGCCUCCUCACAGGUGGGCCGCAAUGUCAGGGACCUCUUGUCUGCUAUCGGGGAUGUUUGUGAGAGAGCAACAACACUGAAAACUGCCAUUAAAUCCAAAAACCAGAUCCUGACACACCUGAAUCAGGUGCUUAACAUCAGCUUCCUGCUGAUAACCAGUACAAAUAGUGAAGAGCAUCUUCUCCAGGAAAGGCCAAUCAGAUGUCAUGCUGUGACAAAGUGGAGCAGGUUGCUUCAGAAAGACUCUCUGAACCUCACAUGUGUCCUGGAUAAUUCAAGUCCUUAUGUUUUGGAACAAGGCUGGACGCUGAGCAUCACUGUUUUCCCUUUGUCCUAUUCUCCCAGCACAGGAGGAGAAAGCCCCUCCACAAAUUUUUCAUUCCCAUUCCACAACCUCCAUCCAGGGGAAACGUUAGAAGUAUCACUGCCUCUAGCAGCUGCAGGCGACUCAGCGUUCCCAAUGACGCUCAGCUGCUCGCUCGUCUUCUCGCUCUCAAGUCUCCUGGGUGAGGAGGCAGCAAACGUUCCCAGUUUGCAGAGUAGCUGCUUCAGUUUGCCCCUGAACACGCUGACUGUGGAUUGGCUGCACGCCCUGCAGGUGAACAGACCCAUAGCCAAUCAUAAAAAGGCCACAUCUCAAUGUAGCGAAACAGCAAUGGAUACCAUCCAGGCUUUUUUAAGCUCACGGCGGAUUAGGCACAGUGGAAGAAAGGAUGGAGGAGGAGAGAGCUCUUCAAAGCCUGAGCAAGAGCAGUUUUCAGCAAGUAUGCGGGUGUCGUCAGAGUUACUGAGGGAUACGCUGGUGUUGAAAAGCUCAGGUUUGGACCCUCAGGGACCAAUGUUAGCCCCUCAAAAUGUAUGCCUUUCUCUACUGGAAUGGCUGUUGUGUGAAGGUCCAGGAGAAGUGAGGACAGAGCACCAAGGAGACAAGAUCAGCAGCUCAGUGAUUCAUGGUCAAUGUCCAAAUGGCCACACAGUCAAACUGUCUGCAAAAGAGGUAAAUGUAAGGGAGGAGAGCCUGGGGAAGGAGGAGUCACUGACUACAGUAGAAGUUCACAUUGAGAGCUCAUCGAUAACGGCAGUUUGUGGACUUCAUCAUGCUGUGCUGCACCGGGUACAGACUCUGCUGCAGAGGGCUCCUGAGAGGCCCGCUUCCACGAAAACAGUCCAGAGUUUAGGUUUAAGACAGGCACUGCAGCGGGCUGAGCACCUGUCACAGCAGAUCCAGCAAAGUCGAGUCUCAGGGGCUUUUGGCGUGGGCGCGUCCACGGGGAAGAUGACCCGGUCUCUUCUCAGAGUUUACCGUGAACUCAGAGAAAACCCUCUUCUUAUAAUUUAAAGUCUACACAGCUGCCCUCGGUCUAGUUUGUUAUUAUGCAACCUGUCUUUGCAGCCAAUUAAAAAAUAAUGUCCACAAUCUAUUGUAAAUGUACUUUUGUAUCACUGUUAAUGAUUGUUACCAUUCAGGGUUACCCUCAUGAUACUCCAUUUCAUUAUUACUUAGUUAUUGUCCAGAUCUAAUAAUAAUAACACUUACCCUCAUCAUUGUAUUCUGUUCGUCGUGUCCUUCAGCUCAACUUCUCGAUACAAACCAUUACAUUCAGCACAAGGUGACCGCAGAGCUCAGGUGGCGUAAAAAUAUGUACAAUUGAAAUCUAAAUGGAAAAACCCUCGUACAGCUGGGUAAAGGUCACCUGGUUCACAGUCUCUUGAUGUGCCAGACAUGCUGGUGUAACAGGACCUGAUGUACAUGGCACGAGACAAGGGCACACAUUCACAGAUGACAGGUAGAUUACAGGUGUUUCAUUAUUAUAACGACCAACAAAUAAAAAAAAGUAAGAAAUUAAUUUAAAUAAAGCUAAUCAUCCUAAGAAGUUAUUCAAGUUUACAGCAACUGGAAGGAAAGCUCAGUUCUCUUUUAGUCUUGAUUCUGGACUCGACUAAGAAGAUAGAUCCAUAUAUGAUCCUUAAGAUGAAUUAUGUGUGCUGUGGUUAAAAUGCAGCCAAAUAUAUGUAUAUUUGGGUGUUUUUCAUGAGUAGAAGGUUAUCUAAGGAACGAAAUUCUACAUGUUCCUUAACACAGGACCAAAUACUUUUGGAGGGAUUAAAACUAGAUUAAGAUACCUGCAAAGAAUGAUGCCUUCAAAAUGUAAUAUUUAAAAUAUAGUAUAUAGCCAAAACAAAUGCAACGUUUUAUUUUUGAAAUAUCUUUGAGUUUUUAUUGAUUCAUAAAUUAGAAUAUGUCAUAACUCUAGUUUUCAAGCAUUACCAGCUGACUCAGCAUAAUAAAAGAAACUCAAAUCCAAAAACGCACAGUCAUGCCUUUUGUCACAAUGAAAGGCUGGUCUGACUAUAUCAGAAAGAAAUGUAUGUAAAUCUUUAAAAAAAAAGAGCUGUCUACUAAUUUUUCAAAAACUUUAAAAAUCCUGAGUCAAUACUUUUUUUAUUCAACUCUAUUCUGUUACUUUAUUACAGAUUAACAAUCACACGGUCUCUUAAAUGAAUGAAUGAUGUUUUGCUGUGCAACUGAAUCUGAUUUAAUCAAAUUCUCUUCAUGCUCACUUGAAGUUUUAGAAAGGAAACACACUUGAGGCCUAUCUCAACAUUCAGAAAGUCUUUUUUAUGAAUUAUUCUGGACUGUAGAUUAGUCUGAAUGAUCGUUAGAUUGUAUGUUUUGUUACUGCACUUCACUUGCUGAUAAAACUGUGCUGCCACAGAUGAAGAUACUGAUGCUGCUGUGGCCUAAAGGGCCUUUAUUAUCUACAUUUAUGAUGUGCUUUAUUGCUGCAUACAGUAUUAACCACAUUUUUCAUUCAUUAAAUCACCACAAACUUAAUUUACAUUCAGAUAUUUUGUUGCUAUUGAAUAAUUUCCACACCAACAAUAAUUUCACUGAU
This is a messenger RNA of Larimichthys crocea (large yellow croaker), 4150 nucleotides long. RefSeq names its product FA core complex associated protein 100 (gene faap100). Gene Ontology annotation, cellular component: Fanconi anaemia nuclear complex; nucleoplasm. Gene Ontology annotation, biological process: interstrand cross-link repair. The record is from RefSeq and is a predicted model, not a curated record. NCBI's taxonomy places the organism in Eukaryota, Metazoa, Chordata, Actinopteri, Sciaenidae. The transcript has 8 exons. The coding region runs from base 1 to 2592 and encodes 863 amino acids.